UGAUAGUAGGUGAGGACCAUAGAUAAAUAACAACGACUGAAAAUAGAAUAUUCUGCACGUCUCUGGCCAGCGCCUGGGGUGAAAAAACUGACUCAGAUCCUGUUUGGCUUCACCGAUUGCCUGUAGGAGAAAGAAUAUAGCUUAAACUGCGUGUCUACUUGUAGAAGUCGUCACACAAAACAUGGCAACAAGAAUCGGACUUCUCCUAAAAUAUAGAAAAGUUGGAGCAUUAUGUGCUGUAGUUGGAGGAGGGAUUAUCUGCCAUGGUAUCUACAAGACAAAGAAUAAUUUGGUACUGGCCAAGACAACAUUGGGAUCAUCUUCUGUCGCCCAGGCCAAGGAACUUAUGGCAGAUCCUAUCACUGAUAUCACGAUUCUAGAAAAGGAGGACAAAAUGAAAGCAAAGAUGGAACUCUUCAUUAUGAAAACACAGGCCAAAAUCUGCAAAGCUCUGGAGGAAAUAGAAGGAGAGAAGAAGUUCAAGAUUGACAGAUGGGAAAGAUCGGAGGGAGGAGGGGGUAUCACCUGUAUCAUGGAGGAUGGAGAGGUGUUUGAGAGAGCGGGUGUUAACAUCUCGGUCGUACAUGGCAAGCUGUCCUCCAAGGCCGCUGCACAAAUGAGAGCAAGGGGGAAGCCCCUGACACCUGGCAAAGAGCUCCCAUUCUUCGCUACAGGUAUCAGCUCUGUCAUUCACCCACGCAAUCCCAUGGUGCCUACCCUGCAUUUUAACUACCGUUACUUUGAAGUGGAGCAAGACGGAGAGUCCCAGUGGUGGUUUGGCGGGGGUACAGACUUGACCCCCUACUAUUUAGAUGAAGAGGAUGCAACACAUUUUCAUCGAACGCUGAAGGCGGCCUGUGACCUUCACGACCCCGAGUACUAUUCAAAGUUCAAAGAAUGGUGCGACAACUACUUUGUUGUGGAAUUCAGAGGUGAAAGGAGAGGUCUUGGUGGAAUAUUCUUUGAUGACGUCGAUCAACCAUCUCAAGAAAAAGCAUUUUCAUUUGUCAAAAGUUGUGCAACGGCAAUCCUACCUUGUUACAUUCCUAUUGUUACCAAACACAUGAAAGAUCCAUAUGGAUACAAAGAAAGGCAAUGGCAGCUUUUAAGGAGAGGAAGGUAUGUAGAGUUCAACCUUGUGUAUGACCGUGGUACCAAGUUUGGUCUGUUCACUCCUGGAGCAAGGAUAGAGAGCAUUCUCAUGUCGCUUCCUCAGACGGCUAAAUGGCAAUACAAGCACUCGCCACAAGAGGGCAGCAGAGAGGCAAAGCUGAUGGAGAUCUUAAAGAAUCCAAAGGAUUGGGUCUGAGUGUGAUUCAUUUCAAAUCUUUGUGCAAUCAUGAUUCCAAGACAGUGCUGGGUGAUAUUUCGAUUUUAUCAAAAAUUAUGCGAUAUUGAAGAAAUAUUUAAUAAUGGUUUUAUGAUUAUGUUCAUAUAUUGCAGUAACACGAUAUUCCCAAAAUAUUGAUGAUUAUAAUUAGUUAAUCACUGUUUUACACAACAAAUUCUGUUCAGUACCAACUCAUAACUUUGUGAGUUGGUACCCAAAUGUCCGCUUUUCCUGGACAAGCACCAAAGAGAAAAAUUAGAAUCAUUCCCCUUUCGUAUAAUGUAUUUUCAGACACGGCGAUGUAUUGUGUUAUCAACAAUAUUUUGCUACUGAUAAUCGAUCAACGUGAAAUUGAAUAUCAACCUGGGGACGGUUUCAUAAAACAUGUUACGAUAACAAAUUUACGAUGACAGUUAUAAACUACUGAAAUACUUCAAUUUGAUUUGUUAUAGAAAUCUUGCAUUUGUUAUUAUAACAAGUCUUUAUGAAACGAGAUGCAGCACUACCUAGACAUUAUCACUUAAACCGUGUUUAUUCAGUUAUCUGUGAAAUGAUUCAAAGUAUGAUGUAGAGUAGAUCCAGUUUUAGAGUGGAGGGCAGGAAAUAGGAAACCUUUGCAUUAGACCUUUUACAACAAUGAUUUAUCACGGAUCGAUGCACAGGUUUUUAUUGUAUGUCCUCCAGCAUGGCUGCUUGUUAGAAUACUCUGAAACAGUUGCAGAGACUGCAAUCUUGUAUUUUUUUCCCCAGCAUCAACACCAAACACCAGGGGGGUGUUUCACAAAGAUUUAAGUAUGACUU
Lytechinus variegatus (green sea urchin) is the source of this 2131-nucleotide messenger RNA. RefSeq names its product oxygen-dependent coproporphyrinogen-III oxidase-like (gene cpox). Bases 182 to 1309 code for a protein of 375 amino acids. The record is from RefSeq and is a predicted model, not a curated record. The transcript is spliced from 15 exons. Gene Ontology annotation, cellular component: cytoplasm; mitochondrial intermembrane space. Gene Ontology annotation, molecular function: coproporphyrinogen oxidase activity. NCBI's taxonomy places the organism in Eukaryota, Metazoa, Echinodermata, Echinoidea, Temnopleuroida, Toxopneustidae.